AGCAGUGGCAACGGCAGCAGGAGGACCGGCCGCCCCAUAGACCCCCCCGCGCACCACCCCCGCCGCUUCCUCUGCUUGGGUGCUCCUCCGGCCUGACUUCCCCUUUCUCCUAUCUUUCCCAGCACCGCGGGAAAAGCAGCACAGGGCAGAGCAGGCAAGGGAGGGCGGCCGGAGCCCGGACACGGGAGCCUCUCAGUCAGUUCAAGACCCGACAUGAGGGAAAAGGGACGUAGGAAGAAGGGCAGGACCUGGGCGGAGGCCGCCAAGACGGUCUUAGAAAAAUACCCCAAUACACCCAUGAGUCAUAAAGAAAUUCUUCAAGUUAUCCAGAGAGAAGGACUAAAAGAAAUCAGAAGUGGAACCUCCCCUCUUGCAUGCCUGAAUGCAAUGCUGCACACAAACUCCAGAGGUGAAGAAGGCAUCUUCUAUAAGGUUCCAGGUAGAAUGGGAGUAUAUACUUUGAAGAAAGAUGUGCCGGAUGGGGUGAAAGAGCUAUCAGAAGGUUCAGAAGAAAGCAGUGAUGGUCAGUCAGAUUCCCAGAGUUCUGAGAACAGCAGCAGCAGCAGUGAUGGUGGCAGCAACAAGGAGGGAAAAAAGAGCAGGUGGAAAAGGAAAGUGUCAUCUAGACUGUCACAGCCAUCCUCUCCCCAGUCAGGCUGCCCAUCACCCACCAUUCCAGCAGGUAAAGUCAUUUCUCCAUCACAGAAGCACAGCAAGAAAGCACUAAAGCAGGCUCUAAAGCAGCAACAGCAGAAGAAGCAGCAGCAGCAAUGCAGGCCAAGCAUGUCCAUCUCCUCCAACCAACAUCUUUCUCUGAAGACUAUCAAAGCCACUAGUGACUCUGUACCUGCCAAACCUGCAAUAUGGGAAGGAAAGCAAUCUGAUGGACAGUCAAGCAGCAGUCCCCAGAACUCGAACUCCAGCUUUUCAUCGUCCGUUAAAGUGGAAAGUCCUUUGCUAGGCUUGGGGAAGAAAUCAUUUCAGAGGUCUGACAGACUGCACACAAGGCAAAUGAAAAGGACUAAAUGUGCUGACAUUGAUGUUGAAACACCAGACUCCAUUCUGGUUAAUACAAAUCUUCGAGCGCUGAUUAACAAACACACCUUUUCAGUCCUUCCUGGAGAUUGCCAACAACGACUACUUUUACUAUUCCCAGAGGUGGAUCGACAGGUUGGUCCAGAUGGUUUGAUGAAGUUAAAUGGCUCAGCUCUUAACAAUGAGUUCUUCACUUCAGCGGCCCAAGGCUGGAAGGAAAGACUCUCGGAAGGUGAGUUUACACCUGAGAUGCAGGUGAGAAUUCGACAAGAGAUUGAGAAGGAGAAAAAAGUGGAGCCAUGGAAAGAACAAUUCUUUGAAAGCUACUAUGGUCAGAGUUCUGGCCUAAGCCUUGAAGAUUCAAAGAAAUUGACAUCAUCGCCCAACGAUCCCAAAGUAAAGAAAUCUCCAGCUGAGCAACCAAAAUCCAUGCUUCCUUCAGAGGCCUCUCCUGUCACUAUAGUCCCAGUAGUCUCCCAGUCAGAGUGUAAAGAGGCAGCAUUGCAAUUGCCAUCACCAGGCAGUAAAGAAGAGCACGAAAGCCAAGAUAAGGUGCAGCUAAACUUCUCCAAGUCCACAGAGCUCCCACUUCCCACAGGCAGCAAUACCCAUGAGCUUAGCAGCGUUCUUCCCGUCAAGUGCCGAAAAGAUGAGGGUCUGUUGGAGCAGAAGCCAGUUGCCUCUGCUGAACAGGAAUCUGAGAAAGAGAAUUAUCUCACCACAGCUUCUAGUUAUAACAGAAAUGAAAGCCAAGAAUCUUUAAUUACAUCCGCAAGCAAACCCAAGAGUCCUGGAGUGGAAAAAUCAUUAGUAAAGCCCAUUGCAGAAGCAGGUCCACAGGAGACCACUUUGAAAGAACCUCCAGCAACUCUUGUUGAUCAGAACCCCGAAAGCCUCAAGAGGAAAUCUUCUCUCACCCAGGUAGAGGCCCCUGUGAGCUGGGAGAAGAGGCCACGAGUUAUUGAGAAUUGCCAGUACCAGCAGCCAUUUCAGAUCUCACCACAGCCCUUUCUCAAUAGAGGGGAGAGGGCCCAGGUGCGAAGAGUACCACCUCUCAAGAUCCCGGUCUCCAGAAUCUCCCCCAUGCCAUUUCAUCCAUCGCAGGUCUCUCCCAGGGCUUGUUUUCCAGUCUCCAUCACUAGUCCUAACAGAACAGGAGCCAGAACCCUUGCAGACAUCAAAGCAAAAGCCCAGCUGGUCAAAGCACAGAGGGCAGCAGCUGCAGCCGCCGCCGCAGCUGCUGCAGCCGCUUCAGUUAGAGGGACCAUUCCAGGACCUGGCCCAGGGGGUGGACAAAGUCCAGGAGAGGAGGGUGGUGAAGGGAAAACUGCUAGAGGAGGCAGGCCAGGCUCAGACAGAGUCAGUGGAACUGGAAAAGGCUCCACACUGGAACUGGCAGGAACUGGAAGCAGGGGAGGUACGAGAGAGCUUUUACCCUGUGGUCCAGAAACUAAGCCCCAGUCUGAGACCAAGGCCACCCCAGACCAGGCACAGCCUCAUAGUGUCUCUGGAGCACAACUACAGCAAACCCCCUCAGUGCCUCCAACAGCUGCCAUCAGUGGAUCAUGCGCAAAUGUCCCAUCACCAGCCCACAUAGAAAAACUGGAUAAUGAGAAACUCAACCCCACCAGGGCAACAGCCACAGUGGCCUCUCUGAGCCACCCACAAGGGCCCAGUAGUUGCAAACAGGAAAAAGCAUCUUCUCCAACUCCAACAGGUCCUGCUCUAAUCUUAGGUGCCUCACCUAUUCAUUUUGCAGCUGAUGACAAAGUGGAGCCCAAAGCCGGUUCCAAUAAGAAUACACCAAACUCUUCAGCCUCAGCAAAGACAGAUGCUAAUGCUCCAGUGGCUAUGACUCCUUCCCCUUUAACAUCUUUAUUGACAACAGCCACUUUAGAAAAACUUUCUGUACCCCAAGUUAGCGUAACUACAGCACCUACUGGAUCAGCUCCACCCUUGAGCUCUUUGCCAGCAGCUUCUAGCCUUAAAACCCCAGGAACUCCUUCAAAUAUGAAUGGACCCAUUUCAAGACCAAGCUCUAGUAUCCCUGCUAAUAAUCCUUUAGUCACUCAGCUGCUCCAGGGCAAAGAUGUUCCCAUGGAGCAAAUUCUGCCUAAACCUCUCACCAAAGUUGAAAUGAAAACUGUUCCACUGACUACAAAAGAGGAAAGAGGGAUGGGAGCACUUGUUGGUACCAACACAACAGAACAUAGCACCAGAGAAGAAGUUAGUGAGCGACAGGCCCGACCAGCUAUGCAACAGCUGGGUAAAACCUUACAAAGUAAGCCCCUCCCAUUUCCAAGGCCCCUUCAGCUCUUCUCACCCAAAGAGCUGAGGGACUCCAGCAUUGACACACACCAGUACCAAGAAGGACUAAGUAAAGCAACCGAAGAUCAGAUCCUUCAGACUCUCAUCCAAAAGGUUCGAAGGCAGAAUCUUCUCUCAAUUGUACCACCCUCCCAGUUCAACUUCGCUCACUCAGGUUUCCAGGUGGAAGACAUCUCCACAAGCCAGAGGUUCAUGCUGGGUUUUGCUGGCAGAAGGACAUCUAAGCCUGCAAUGGCAGGUCACUACUUACUUAAUAUUUCCACCUAUGGCCGUGGUUCAGAGAGCUUUAGGAGGACCCAUUCUAUAAACCCUGAAGACCGUUUUUGUCUAAGUAGUCCCACUGAAGCCUUGAAAAUGGGAUAUACAGACUGUAAAAAUGCAACAGGAGAUAGUAGCAGUGGCAAAGAAGAUGAUACUGAUGAGGAAAGUACUGGUGAUGAACAAGACUCUAUCAUGGUGAAGGAGGAGCCUCAGGUUGCCCAGAGUUCUGGAAAAUGUGACACAACUUCAGGACCCCCCAGUAGGGAAACCCUAUCCACCGGUGAUUGCUUAGCUAACAGGAAUGUGAAGGCUGAGACACCAGUGAUUGAGCAAGCCACAUUAAGCAAGGAGAAUUACCUGUUCACUAGAGGCCAAACAUUUGAUGAAAAGACCCUAGCCAGAGAUUUAAUUCAGGCAGCACAGAAGCAAAUGGCUCAUGCAGUGAGAGCACACACACAGCUAAGAGAUAAGAAGGCUGCAAGAACCCAGGGAUAAAGAGUAAGUUCUCAAGCCAAGAACCAGUAGGAAACAGAUUAUGAUUGUGCUCCCAAACAAUUAGUACCCUGGGCAUUUUGGGGGGUGAGGUUAGAAAGACUUACGGGUGAAACUCCAUGCCCUGCCACUCCACUCCCCACUUUAGGGUUGAGGGCUGUCUGCAUGCUGGAAGAGGUUGAUGUUUCAGAAUUGAAUUCAUGCUAAAGUCAGUUACCAAUUUUGAUUGACAAAGUGAUUUUUAUGCUGCACUCCUUUCAUGUCAGAAAGGCUUUUCUCCAUGGUUCCCUCAAUCUGCAGAUAGACUGUAACCAGGAAGGGAGGAAAGGUGUCAGGGAUUUUCAAAGGUGUACGUUUAGAAAGCAAACCAUAUUGUGCCUCUUCAUCUUGCCCCAGGCUCUUACAGAUAGGUCCUAAGCAUUACUAUUCACCAGAUUCUCUUCAUAAAUAAUACUGAGCUAAAUUUUUGCAUUUAGGAAUAGUCAUAUAACAAAUUACCAAUUAGGUAUACUGCCUCGAUCUUAACCAGAUGAGAGAACAGUUUUAAAUUGUUCUUAGAUUGGUAGUAAAUUGAACACCAGUCUAUUUUUUCAGUUUUUUCAAAACAAUCGUUUCAAGCAGAAAGCCAUUCAUUUUAUAAGCUGGACAGAAAACAAAUUAUAUGAUAAUCUAGCCUUCUAGAAAAUGAAGCAGUUAGGAACAAGAAAACCUUUAAAUAAUUAUAAUAUGGUACUCCAACAGCACCUUUAAAGCAAUUUUUUAACUUAGCUUUUGAGUUGUUCCAUCUGAAAUGUUAUUAUUAAGUGCUAAGCUUAUUCUUAGGGUAUUACCUGACAUUAUUUCCAGUGACCAGUCAGACGUCAUUCCUGAUGCACAUGCCUCCAGUGUGCCCUUGUCUAGCCGUCAGAUGACCCACCUUCUACUGCAGGUCACCUCAGGAGAUAGCAUUAACUAUAUAUCAUCUCAGUCUUAUAAAUAUUCCAAGUUGUCUAGUAGAGAAGACUCUGAAUCUCAAAGAAUUUUCUUUAGUUAAAAUUCUUCAUUCUGUUAAACAGAAAAUAAAGCCAAACAACCUGGAGUUGUUUGCUCUACUUCUGUUCCCUUAAAUCCUAUGCUCAAGUUACUGGAGCUAUCUGUGGUAUUCCGUGUAACAUUUGUAAGAAUAAGUACAGGUCAAUGGGAAAUUAUUCUUGGCAUGGGGGAGGAAGCAUAUUUAAAUGGAUUGUGAAAGCACACAGCUGUAUGAGGUUUAGAUUUUUUAUCUCAGAUAUAAAUAGUCAAAGGAAGACCUCAUUGCCUUCCAGGUGAAGGUACAAAGUUAUACAUAUUAAUGACCUGACAGUUAACAUUCUGUUGCUUAUUAAUUGCCUUUCUGUACCUUAGCCCUAAAGAGCUUUCAGGUAAAAUGAUUUGUUAUAAUGAGGGAGGUCUUCUCUUUUCAUUACAUUGCUAUUUAUUUCUAGAACUCACUGUAAAUGAGCAGCGCUAGGGUGGUUUUCUCUUUGACACAAAGGUUUCACGGCAUAGCAAGGAGGGAAAAGUCUCCCCAUUGCAUUACAACAGUAUACAAAGUAAAAAACUUGGCAAAGGGUAGUUUUCAGCUCAGUUUAUAGAAUAGUCCAAAGAGACUUUGAGAAACAUGAUGAUAGGCAGGGACCUUUCCUACCAUGUUUCAGUACCUACAUACCUAUUGAAAGAAAACAGUAGGUAAAACAUUUCCUAAAGUUGAAGCAAUAGCUUCAUAGAUUCUUGGUUACUUUAUUUUUUUUAAUGCUUUACAUUUGAUACAACUAUUAAAGAUCAAUUUUAAAAAUAGCUUUCCAGUAAUAUAUUUUAAGUAAUAUAUAUUUUAAUAUCUAUGUAAAAAGUGACAGUGGAAGACUUUGAAUCUCUCAUAUAUGGUAUGUUUAAUGUAGGACCUCACUGUUAAGGCACAAAUUAUUUCAAAGGAAGUUACUCUAAAGACACUCAGAUUAUUUCAAAAAGAAAAAUGCAAUAAGGGGAAUAGUUUGGGGGGUUAUUUUUUAUUUUAAAAGAAAAUUGACUUAUUUACCACAAGCUAUUUUUUCCCUUCUGGCUAUAAGGUUUGUACAGACUGGUUUGGUAAUUGCUAAACUUUUGUGUCUUUUGCCUUUUUAAAGGAAUUGUUAACAUUGGAAUUGAGGGUAUGUACAGAGAAGUUGGUGACAACACCAUUUAAAAAGUCAUAUUUUUUCACAAAUAGAGAAAAAAAUCAUUUUACAUAAGAAUUUUAAGUAUUUGCAAUAAAUAUAUGUAUAUAGAUUGUAUGUAUUCCUUCCUAUAUUCUUAUUUUUCAUUUUAUUAUUAAGUAAACGAUCAUUAAAAGUGAAAAUAAAAAAAAAAAAA
Molecule: messenger RNA, 6483 nt
Organism: Nycticebus coucang (slow loris)
Lineage: Eukaryota; Metazoa; Chordata; Mammalia; Primates; Lorisidae
Product: putative Polycomb group protein ASXL2
Exons: 1
Coding region: 214-4119 (1301 amino acids)
Biological process (GO): animal organ morphogenesis; positive regulation of transcription by RNA polymerase II
Cellular component (GO): PR-DUB complex
Molecular function (GO): chromatin binding; peroxisome proliferator activated receptor binding
Source: RefSeq, a predicted model, not a curated record